AUGGCGGCAGAAAUUGAUACACGAUCAUCUCAUAUUCAAAUUGCCGAUGCCAUUAGCCCUCCUCGACCUCAGAGUCCGGCUCUCGAGUCCCAUUCCUUAGAGAAAGAGUUCAAGGAAAUUCGCAACUUUGGCCUUGACCAAGAGGAGAAGGCGAAUCGAAUUGCUCACGAUGAUUUUAAUGUCAAGAAAAAGCAGCAUUACAGCGGGUUUAUGCUGGCCUGGCUGAGCUUCCAGAGUAUCGGCACCAUCUACGGCGACAUCGGGACCUCUCCCCUUUACGUCUACUCGUCCACAUUUUCCGCCCAACCCAGCUGGGACGACCUCGUCGGUGCUCUCUCCAUCAUCAUCUGGGCAAUCACUCUCAUCGUGACUGUCAAGUACACCUUUAUCGUGCUCAAUGCCGACGACGACGGCCAGGGCGGUACCUUUGCCCUCUACUCGCUGCUGGCGCGGUACGCCCGCAUCACGACUGGGGAUCCCAAUGUCUCUCACGCGCCCAAACUAGAGAGGCAUGCUACCAGCGACAUGGAGCCGCUCGGCAGAGGCUUCCGCGCGUUUCUCGAGAACUCAAGGGGCGCGAAAUUCCUUUUGAAGGUGACCGGAGUGCUCGGCGUGUCCAUGGUGCUCGCCGACGGUGUGCUCACGCCGGCGCAAUCCGUCCUCGGGGCCAUUCAGGGCAUCACCGUGGCUAACCCAACUUUGACGACGUCGUCCAUUGUGGGCAUCUCGUGCGUCAUCCUGGUCUUUCUGUUCGCCAUCCAGCCAUUCGGCACCUCCAAGCUCGGCACCACCUUUGCGCCCAUUGUCACGGUGUGGCUGCUUUUCAACCUCUGUUCCGGCAUCUACAACCUGGCCCGCUACGACCACACCGUCCUCAAGGCGUUUAGCCCCUACUUUGCCGGGGCAUACCUGAUGCGCAACGGGCAUCAGGGCUGGAGAUCCCUGGGCGGUCUGCUGCUCGCCUUCACUGGUGUCGAAGCGCUGUUCGCCGAUCUCGGUGCAUUCAGCAAGCGCGCCAUCCAGAUCUCGUGGCUCGGCCUCGCCUAUCCGUGCCUGAUCUUUGCCUACGCUGGCCAGGCUGCUUACAUCUCCGUCGAUGCCACCGGGACUGCCUACACGAACCCGUUCUUCCACACGGUUCCGCCGGGCAGCUUCUACUUCAGCAUGGUCAUUGCCGUGCUGGCUUCCAUCGUCGCCUCACAGGCCAUGAUUACGAGCAGCUUUCAGCUCCUGACGCAGGUCAUGCGGCUGUCGUACUUCCCGCACAUCAAGACGGUGCACACGAGCGCCAAGUUCCACGACCAGGUCUACGUGCCGAUGGCGAACUGGCUGCUCAUGAUCGGGACUGUCGUUGUGACUGCUGUUUACAACAAUACGACGAGCCUCGGCAACGCCUACGGCGUCUGCGUCAUCUUCGUGACCUUCAUCACCACGUGCAUGGUUGCCACCGUGGCCAUCGUCACCUGGCGCGUUCCCUCCUACAUCGUCAUCCCGGUCUUCCUCGUCUUCGCCGCCCUGGACGCCACUUUCCUGUCCGCCGCGCUCGUCAAAGUCCCCGACGGUGCCUGGUUCACCGUCCUCCUCGCGGCGAUCCUCUCGACCAUCUUCAUCGUCUGGCGCUUCGGCAAGGAAAACCAAUGGUCCGCCGAGGGCGCGGAUCGGCUGCAGCUCACCGACCUGCUGACCCGCGACCCGUCGACCGGCGGCCUCUCGCUGACGCCCGCCUUCGGCGGCCAGCCCAUCUCGUCCGCGUCCGGGCUCGGCAUCUUCUUCGACAAGGUCGGCGGGCCGCACCAGGUGCCGACCGUCUUCACCCAGUUCAUCCGCAAGUUCAAGGCUCGCCCGGCCAUCGUCCUGUUCUUCCACAUGCGCCCGCUCUCGCUGCCGACCGUCCCGCCCGAGGAGCGGUACGUCAUCACGCGGGCCUCCUCGGUGGUCCCCUCGUGCUACCGCGUCACCCUGCGGCACGGCUACAUGGAUGACGUGCUGACGCCGGACCUGGGCCGCCAGCUGGUCGACCACCUGGUGCUCUACAUCACCCGGGAUCGGCAGCAGCAUAGUGGCUGGUUGCAGCAGGGCGGGAACAGCGGGUCGUCGGGCGGUGCGCGCAGUGUGGAGCACACGCCCGAGGUGCAGGCCGAGCUGGAUGCGUUGAACAGGGCGUAUGACGACCAGACGGUGUAUGUGAUCGGCAAGGAGGUCAUGAAGGUGCAGCGGAGGAGCAGCCUCAAGGGGUUCUUGCGGUAUGCGCUGCUGGAAACGUUUCUGUGGAUCCGGGAGAACUCGAGGACAAAGCUGGCGGACCUGGAUAUCGAUGCUGAUCAGUUGGUCGAAGUGGGAUUCGUGAAGAAGAUCUAG
Messenger RNA from Thermothielavioides terrestris NRRL 8126, 2358 nucleotides. RefSeq lists its product as uncharacterized. The transcript is spliced from 3 exons. Gene Ontology annotation, cellular component: membrane. Bases 1 to 2358 code for a protein of 785 amino acids. The record is from RefSeq and is a predicted model, not a curated record. Gene Ontology annotation, molecular function: potassium ion transmembrane transporter activity. NCBI's taxonomy places the organism in Eukaryota, Fungi, Ascomycota, Sordariomycetes, Sordariales, Chaetomiaceae. Gene Ontology annotation, biological process: potassium ion transmembrane transport.